AUGUCGGACAUCCUGUGCAGGUGGCUAAAUCAGGAGGUGAAGCUGUCCCGGAUAGUGAGUCCAAAGGGACUUGAAAAAGAUUUUUCUAAUGGCUUCCUACUUGGUGAACUUCUGCACAAAUAUGAACUUCAGGAUGAUUUUCCUCUGUUUUCAGAAGGCAGGGUUUCCAAUGCAAAACUUAAUAAUUUUUCUCGCUUAGAACCAACAUUUCAACUCCUGGGUGUUCAGUUCGAUCAAAAUGUGGCCCAGAAUAUUAUGACAGAAAAGCAUGGCUCUGUAACCAUACUUCUUUAUCAAUUAUACAUUGCACUCCAAAAAAAGAGAAAAAGUGGACUCACUGGAGUAGCAAUGCAAACAAUGAGACCUUUAGCACCUGCAAAGCUACAAACUAUGAAAAGUGAGAUUUAUCGAGAGAGACUUAAGAACCUGGUGCCUCGGCAAACUGAUUUGAAUCUAAGACGAGUUUCAGAAAAGUUUGAAGCAAAGUAUAAAAAAAUGGAAGAAAAAAUUGCUCGUGUUCAUUUUCAAAAUAUACGAAAAUUUGAAAAGUUCCAGGAAGAACAAAGAAUUCAAGAUCUUGAAAAGCAGCGUCUGGGAAGAAGACGACAACAUGAAAUGAUGGCUAGAAUCCAAGCAGCCAUUUUACAGAUUCCCAAAGCAGUACCCAAUCGUACUUUGAAAUCUAUUGAGAUCCACAAAAUGAUGAUGAAGAAAAAAGAGGAAGAAGAUGUGCUGAAUGAAAUUCAGAAGUUUGAAAUGCUAAUUAAAAAGGAGCUUGAGGCCAAAGGCAGUGGAUCAAAAGUUCCUUCGGCAGCCCAGACAACUGCUGACUUGUUAAGCACAUAUUCAGAUGAGGAAUACAUUAAAAAAAUUCAAAAACGUCUAGAGGAAGAUACCUUAGCCCGGGAACAAAGGGAGAAAAGACGCAGGAAGUUGUUAAUGGAUCAAUUAAUAGCCCAUGAAGCACAAGAGAACUUGACUGGGGAGUGGGUCCUCCCAGAAGAAAUGGCUGAUGUUCCCCUACCUUCCAACAAUAACAUAUUGGGUCAUGUGAUUCGUGUAGUUCAUGAAAAAGUUUACCCUCCAAAACCAGCAUCUGUUCCAAUUCAGUUACCUUCAUCUUCAAUUAAAGGGUGCAUGCUGGGCAAGACAUGCAGUGGGAAAACCAGCUGUCUAAAGAUUUUAGAAGAAGCUUUCCAUAUUGAGACACUUUCUAUGGAUACUCUGGUUCAAGAUGCUAUUCAGGCUUUCCUUAGAAAUGAAACUGUAACUGAGGUGGAUACACAGAAAGAAGAAAUAACAGAAGUUCAAGAUAAUAAGGAUUCAAGAACCAUGACUAUUGCAGAAAUAGUUUCUACUGAUGAACAAAAAGAUGCCCCACCAGAAGUGGAAGUGAUUAUUAAACCACCAUCAACCCAAGAUGUGAGAAUAAGACUUAGUAAUCGUGCUCAACUUGGUUCAAAAUGUGAAAAGUUGCUCAAGAAAGGAAGAAGUAUCCCCGAUGUACUGCUAGUUCAAAUCAUGGUGAAUGCUAUUAAUCAAAUAUCAUCAGAAAAAGGAUGGAUCUUGGAUGGUUUUCCAAUGACCAUAAAUCAAGCAAAACUUCUUGAGGAAGCCCUUACAGGGUUCAACGCAGAUCAACCAGAACAUGAUACGAAGACUCACAGAAAAUCAACUUUGGUUUUUGAUCCAUCUGCUCCCAAAGAACUCCCUCCUCCCCCACCUGCAUUCGAUUUUGUUAUGUUGUUGGAUAUAACUGACACAUUGGUGCUGAAUCGUGUGAUGGGAGAGGAGAAAAGAACCACUGACACGACUGGAAUACCAGAAAGUGCAACUUCAGAAAUGUUUCCUGAAGAACAAGAAAAGUUUGAACUCUUGAGGGAUCAGAUACAACACAGAAUUUUAGGUUUCUUGGACAACUGGCCAGAACUGGAAAAAUGGUUUUCAGAAAAACAAGACAUUCUAAUCACAGUCAAUGCAGAAGUAGAUAAAAGGGCUUUAGCCACAAAAGUACAAGAGCUUUUUAUUGCUGAAUUGAGGAAAAAAGAAGCUAAAGCAAAAAAGAAAUUAGAAGAACAGGAAGAUGAAAAGAAAAAGAAAGAAGCCCUCCCUCCUGAACCUCCAACUCCACCUCCCCCUGAACCAGAAGAAAAGGAGAUAAAGGAAGUAAAAGGGAAAGGAAAAGGGAAAGGUAAAGGUGCUAAAGAAGCAAAAGGAAAGAAAGAAACUUCUCCCAAGGGCAAAGAUACUGGUAAAGAAGCAAAAGCACAGAAAAGUGAAACUUCUUCCAAAGGCAAAGGAAGGUCACCAGACAAGAGAUCACCUGAAGAUAAAACAUCACCUCCUGCAGCUCCAGGACCACCACCAGUCAAACCAGGGUCAGAAGACUGGGUCUAUGUGGAUGAGCCACUUCCUCAGGUGGAACUUAACCGUUUCCAGGACAUAAAGACUUUUCUACAAGAUUACUAUAGGGGAAUGGAAGGAAAAAUCCCCACAGACCUUGCUAAAUCUGGAUACACUCGAGUACCCCUGAUAGAUCUUGAAGAAGAGGAAAUGGAAGCCACCUCCAAAAUUCCUGUAAUUCCACGGAGACAGCCCUCUCCUGAAGGGCUGUUAAGCAAGCCCAGAAGUAAACUAUCCCUGAGAGGAGGCAGGCCUGAUUACUGCAUAGAAAACGUUCAACUUAAAUUUGAAAGAGAUGAGAAGACCGUUUUGAGUAUAUGGCAGAAUACAUCUUCAGCCAUCAACCUCUUGGUAAAUUCUGAAAUGCAGUUGAGGAAAUUAGAAGAUGAUAGAGAAAACAAACCAACCUCAACUAAAGAAAAAUCUCCUCAAGACGGUGGCAAAGGUGCUAAAGGUGCUAAGAAAAAGCCAGAAAAGAAGAAAGCUCCAUCACCAGUUGAAGCCGUUUCCAUAGUUCUAACACCAGAGGAACAGGAGGCGCUUGAUAAGAGGAAUGAAUUGAAAAUGAAAAUAAAGGAAGAACAUAUUACAGCUCUUCAAUGUGAAGCGCAAGCUUCAAUAUUCCGACUGGAACUGAUCAAGAUAAAGGCCCUAUCUUACAUGGAAGAGCUGCUAGGAAGAGCAAUUGAGGUUUACAAACUGAUGGACAAAUGGCUCGGAGCCAGAUACUUAGCUGAAAUGGCAAGUGUGGAAAAAUUAACUGAAGUGGCUCACUACCACAUUGAAACCUCAACAAGGAUUCAGAAUGAACUUAUUUUAAAUGAUGAAGAUUUCUACAUCAAUGGUGAUGUGAAAGUCUUUCCAGAUCCACUUCCUCCUGUCCGGCCUCCACCUGUGGAGAAAGAAAUGAAUACUUUUCUCACUCUCGAACAACUCAACACCCUUCGAAAAGAGUUUAUGCAGAUGGCACCAAAAGCCAAAACACCAUGGAAGUAUUUUAAAAAAGGAGGCUCUUCAGUUGAUACUAGAAGACAUGCUGAGGAAAAGAAAAGGCUAAGAAAUCUUGACUAUUACCUACCUAAGAGGAACAACCAAUUUUUGAAAAUUUGGCUAAAAAAAUACCCCUGGCUCUUGUAUGAUGACAGUUCAGACCUAAUGUUCUGUGGCUUGUGUCGCAAACAUGGGGUGAACUCAGGGGGGAACCAAGUUAGUUUUUUUUAUGGCACCAACAACUUUAGGACUGAAUUUCUCCAAGCACAUGACAACAGUGAGGCACACACCAAGGCUGUUCUAGCAGAAGCAACAGGGGUCUCUUCCCUGACUGAUGCUGCCAAAGAGCAGAUGCUAAAGAAUAGGAACAAAGUUAUUUUGGGAAGAAUAGAAAACCUCUUUAGAACAUGUCAUGCUAUUGCCAAGACUGGACGUCCUCUCAAAGACUUUGUCUGGAUGUGUAAACUGGAUGAUAUGAAGGGUGUAGACGUUGGCCCAAUAUUCAGAACUGACAAGUCAGCCAGGACUUUCAUAUACUUUAUUGCCGAAGUAGAACGUAUAUCUCUUCGAGAGAAAUUAGAAAAAUGUAAGUUCUUCUCACUCAUCAGUGAUGGUGGCUCAGACAACUUCAUAGAAGACACGAAAGUUGUUUAUAUACAGUUUGCAUAUGAGGGCAAAGUCUGCUGUCAGGUUGUUGGAGUGCAGACUGUGGACAAGAUUGAACCUGUAGCAAUAAAAAGUGCCAUUGAAAAGACACUCGAGAUGAAUCUUCAACUAAAUCUGUCUAGCAAAGAUUGGUCCAAAAAACUUGUUGGGUUUGGGAGUGAUGGUGCAUCUGUCAUGGUGGCAGAGAACAAUGGUGUGGCCAGGCUUCUGAAAGAAAUUCAGCCAUGUGUGCAAACAGUCCACUGCUUUGCACAUAGGCUUGAACUAGCCUACCAAGAAGCAUUGCAGAGCAUCCAAUUAUACAGAACUAUGAAUGAUCUUCUCCAGAAUAUAUAUUAUUUUUACCGUGAUUCACCUUCAAAUACAAAUGCUCUGAUAGCUGCCUUUGAGGACCUUAAAAUCCGCCCUGUGAUUCCCUCUCGAGUUGGCAACAAUAGAUGGCUCCCUCGGUUACAGAUGGCUCUACAAAUCUUUCUCAAAGGAUAUUCUCCAAUUGUCAAGCAAUUAAAAACAAUGCAAGAAGGCAGAAGUUCCACUGAUCAUCAGAAAGCUCAAAAGCUCCUACAGUUCCUUCUCCAAGCUGAGGUUGUCAGAUUUGCUCACUUCUUGCUAGAUGUAAUCAAUGUUCUCAGCAUUUUGUCUCGAGUCAAUCAGGACAGAAAUUCAUCAAUAGGAGAUGUAUUUGCAACCCUACAAUCAACACUAGGAACACUCAACAUGUAUAAAAAAAGACCAGGUCCAAAGGAACGUCUGGCAGAGUCAGCCACACACUUUCAUGGUAACCAACUGACAGGAAAUGGAAAUAUCUCUGAAGUACGGAACACAGUCUUAACAAAUCUCUCAAAGCAUCUUCAUGAUUGUUUCAGUGAUGCCAGCCAUGAUGUGGUUAGGGCAACCACUAUUGGAAGUUUCAAAUUAUGGCCAAGAAAGAUAGAUCAAGAGUUUGGUGAGAAAGAGGUAUCAAUUCUUACAAAGCAUUAUGAGCCUGUGUUGGAAGGGGCCAAUGUGAAAAUUGAUGAAGUGGACACAGAAUGGAGUAUGAUGAAACUAGAGAUUUAUGAUCGAUUUCAGAACAUCCGAAAGUUAACCUGGGAUAUUGUGAAUUCCAUCUACUCAUACAAGUAUCCCAAUAUAUUGACCCUAGUGGAUCUGGUGCUGACACUCCCUGCAAGUUCAGCUGAGGCGGAACGUGGGUUCAGUCAGAUGAAACUAACCAAGUCACAAAUGUAUUUUAAAAUGGGUCCUGAGAACAUGACAGACAUUUUAAUAAUCCAGUUGAAUUCUCCAGACAUCAAUAAGUUUGACCCCAAAAAAGCCAUCCACCUAUGGAAUACUUCUUGGCAAAGAAAUACACUUCCACCAGUUGACCACACUAUAACCAAUUCUGAUUGCUCCUCUAGCUCUGAUAGUCUUUAUGAAAGUGAUUAG
Gracilinanus agilis (Agile Gracile Mouse Opossum) is the source of this 5487-nucleotide messenger RNA. RefSeq names its product sperm flagellar 2 (gene SPEF2). The record is from RefSeq and is a predicted model, not a curated record. The coding region runs from base 1 to 5487 and encodes 1828 amino acids. NCBI's taxonomy places the organism in Eukaryota, Metazoa, Chordata, Mammalia, Didelphimorphia, Didelphidae. Gene Ontology annotation, biological process: sperm axoneme assembly. Gene Ontology annotation, cellular component: manchette; sperm midpiece. Gene Ontology annotation, molecular function: protein dimerization activity. The transcript is spliced from 30 exons.